CAGCCAACUCUCUCUCACUGCACAGAUCUUUUUAAAACAGUGAGACCAAAAAGUCAAAAACCACCAAAAGCUCCACAGCUCGCUCUUUCUCUCUCUCUCUCUCUGUUCUUUCUCUCUCUACACUCCGAUGAGAAAAUGAAAUCAUGCGAACCAGUAACUCCAACCACCACUUUCCUCGCCUUUUUACGCUACUCUUCUUCUUCUGAGAAUUGCAAUUCUCAGGAAUUGCUAAGAGACUUUGCCACCCGGGAACUCAAUGCUUUUCUCUGGAUUUCACUCAUCGCCAUCACUGCUCUCCUCCUCAGAAAAGUCGCUAAGCUCUUCAAGCUCUGGGCUCAGUCUAGGAAAAUCCCUGGUCCUCCUUGCUCUUCCUUUUACGGCCACUCCAACCUCAUUUCCCGCGAAAAUCUCACCGAUGUUUUAUUGGUUUCACACAAGAAGUAUGGAUCAGUUGUCAAGCUGUGGUUGGGUCCUACCCAACUGUUGGUGUCAGUAAAGGAUCCAGCACUUAUCAAAGAGAUGCUUAUAAAGGCUGAGGAUAAAUUGCCUUUGACAGGGAGGGCAUUCCAUUUGGCAUUUGGACCAUCGAGCCUCUUUGCUUCAUCUUUUGACAAGGUACAAAGGAGAAGGGAAUCAUUGGCGACGGAAUUAAAUGGGAGAUUGAUUGAGAGAGCUUCUGUGAUUCCAACAAAGGUUGUGGACUGUAUCAUGGGCAGAAUACACAAACUCAUGGAUAAAGGCAGUAUUGAUUGUAAAAUGGUUUCUCAACAUAUGGCAUUUACCUUACUGGGAGCUACACUCUUUGGAGAUGCAUUCUUGGUUUGGUCUGAGGCAACUGUUUAUGAGGAGCUCCUCAUGAUGAUUGCUAAAGAUGCUUGCUUUUGGGCCUCAUAUGCUGUUACUCCAGUCUGGAAACAGGGAUUUUGGAGGUAUCAGCGUUUGUGCACAAAGUUGAAAUGCUUAACUCAAGACAUUGUCCAACAGUGCCGAAGGAAUUACAAGCUCUUUUGUCAUGGGGAUGGGAACCUUCAUAAUGAAACUGCAAACAUGGGAAUGGAAUCUGUAUCUGCCACACCAUCUUGUUCUUGUGUUGAGAGGCCAGAUAACUUUUUUUCAAAUGAGCUCAAUGGUCAUCUUAGUGCAAGAGAAGAACCAUGUGGAAACAUCAUGGGGGUGAUGUUCCAUGGAUGCUUAACUACAGCAGGUCUGAUUGGUAAUUUAUUGGAGAGGCUUGUUACACAUCCGGAAAUACAGGAUAAGAUUUACUCAGAGAUUAUUACUUCUAGGAAAGGGUUAAUAAAACAAGACCAACAAUGUGUUGAUAAGAUGCCUUUAUUGUUAGCAACUGUUUACGAAUCUGCCCGUCUUCUGCCAUCUGGGCCUUUGCUACAGAGAUGUUCCCUGAAAAAUGACUUCAAUCUCAAAACUGGGGUAACCAUACCAGCUGGAGCAGUACUCGUUGUGCCUGUGCAGUUGGUACAGAUGGAUGAUUCUAGUUGGGGCAAAGAUGCUAGUGAAUUCAAUCCAUAUCGUUUUUUGUCAAAGUCUGGAAAUGGAUCUGAUUUGUUGCUUAAUACAUCACCUACAGCAGGGGUUGCUGAAGAACUUGUAAGUCCAUGCAAAAGCAAGUUCGUCUUGAAUGAUCCCAAUGACAAUGUGGCAUUUCUUCCCUUUGGUUCUGGUACACGUGCUUGUGUUGGUCAGAAAUUUGUAAUUCAAGGGGUUAUGGCAUUAUUUGCGUCGUUGCUUGAACAAUAUGAGAUAAGGCUUCAGCCAGGAUCUCAGUGUGAUUUAAAUCCAUCGAUGAACCUCGGUGUUUUUCAGCCUCCUCUUAGUCCAAAGAUAGUUUUUGUAAGAAGGAACAGCUGAAAGUAAAGAAACAAAAAGCUUGCUAUGUGGAUCUGAGUGUUUCUGCAUCAUCACUUGUCUCUUUUAAUUGCAAGUCAUCGAUGGCAAGACAUCUGGCUCUUUUUUUCAUCUUCCUUUUUAUGACUCUUUUUUAUCCUUUUCUUUUCCAAAGUUGAUGGGGAAGCAUUUUUAUAAUUUGAAGUUUGAUUUUUGCUCGUUAGCUGUGAAACGGGAGGAUGCUACAUGAGUAAAACCAAUCUUUGCUCGUUUUUUUCCACCCUGUUUUUAAAUAGGUCCAGUGCUGACUGACUGCCAUGACAGUUUUUAAAUUGUUUUUGAAGCACUCUGGGCCUAUUAUUGCAGCAGAGCCUUGUGCUUUUCUUCCUCACCUUUGGAUUUGGAACAUAGAACUGGUUUCUUUUUGUUGUAAGCAGACACUUUUUUUUCUCCAGAAGGGAGUUUAUUUUGUAUUGUAUCACAGACAAAAAUGUGUAUGGGGAUGUAUUGAUUUACCAAAUAAAAUUUGUACAAAAUUUGUAUAGCA
Quercus robur (English oak) is the source of this 2392-nucleotide messenger RNA. Its product is annotated as cytochrome P450 72A397-like. The transcript has 7 exons. Lineage: Eukaryota; Viridiplantae; Streptophyta; Magnoliopsida; Fagales; Fagaceae. Bases 136 to 1869 code for a protein of 577 amino acids. Gene Ontology annotation, molecular function: monooxygenase activity; heme binding; iron ion binding. The record is from RefSeq and is a predicted model, not a curated record.